Messenger RNA from Oenanthe melanoleuca, 1277 nucleotides. RefSeq lists its product as uncharacterized. Lineage: Eukaryota; Metazoa; Chordata; Aves; Passeriformes; Muscicapidae. The transcript is spliced from 3 exons. Bases 32 to 586 code for a protein of 184 amino acids. The record is from RefSeq and is a predicted model, not a curated record.
GGCAGCCUGAAUUUCCCAGCUUUGGGGGGAAAUGUCCACACGUGGGCAAGCGUGGAUAUGGGAUUCAGUGAGACAAAUGGGGAGUUUUUUAAAGAAAAUCCUGGAGCCAUCGGAGCAGGAUGCAUUUGACCACUUGACAUGGAUGGAAAAACCUUUUAUCAACAUGGCAGGCCUGCACUCAGAGGACGUGCCGCCCUCGCCCAACGUGGGGCUGCCCGCAGCCCUGAUCCCCCGGCAGCCGCCCGGACCCGCCUACGUGACCCACACGGGGCCGCUGGUGCGGCUGCUGCUGCUGCAGGAGCGCCCGGGGAGGGCUCCGGCUGCGGCUCCAGCUCCGGCUCGGCCCGGCCCGGCUCCAGCUCCGGCUCGGCCCGGCCCGCAGCCCCGCUCGGAGCCCCGAGGCGCUGCGGAGCGCAGCCCCGUGCGGAGCGGCACCGCCGGCAUCCGGGAGCAUCCCACGGCUGUUCCCAGCGAGAAGAGCACCUUGGCACCACCGAGUGUUUGCCAUAGGGUUACUUUUGCAAGAAAACCUCCCUCGACUGUUCUGCCCCAGAGCAACCCGGCGUGUUCCAACCAGAGGGAGUGACCUGGCUGCGGCUGAAGCAAAGCAAAACAAAGGAAGAUGCUCCUGAGUGUUUUCCAGACUCCAUUAAACUUCCCCUGCGAGCAGCAUUUGACUCUUGGAGUCUUUUCCUAAAAGGCUGAUUGGAAUGAAAGCAGAAGGGAGUGGAAUGUGUCCUAUUCUCUGCUCUCAGGUCUGGAGCAAGCCACAACCUCUGCAUUUGAAAUGAAAUAUUUAACUUGUGGCGGUGAAAAAAUAUUGACCCGUUUUUUGCUGUCAGAAUAAAAUUUGCUUAAGGAAGCCGUUUGUACUGGAAAACUCUGCUGAAGUUAUAAACAACUUAUCUGAUAAUCAUGAGUAUUUUCUGCUGCAUCCAGUGUGUCAUUCCUGCUGUGCAGCUCCUGGGAUUUCGGCCGCUGUGGGACCGAUGCCACUUGGCUGCUGAGUGCUUUGGGAAAGGGUGUUUGGCUUCUGCAGGGAAAAAAUGUGAAGAAUGAGAAAAUGUGGCAAAAAAAAAAAAAAAAAAAAGGGAAACAUCGACUUUCUGGGGCUGGAUAAAUAAAUUUGUUCCCUGCCCUAGUUUGAGCCUGGUACCCCUUCCUAUGCCUGCAGCACAUCACAAGACCCGUGCUCAGGAGUGGCCCUGCCAACGUGCAGUGCUGGUCAUGAGCCACAGAACUGGGAACAAAUAAAUAAGUAAAUAAAUAAAUAAACA